GAACUCCUAUCCUAGGGCAUGCAGGAGUGGCUCUUCCUCGUGGAGUUCAGCAGGAUGAACUCCAAGGACUCCACUACGGUCUACAUAUACGAAGUCUUGUGGAGCGUCCCUACGGCGGCGUACCCGGAGCCCCAGGUCACUGUCAGCGUCUUCUUCUGCAUCGAGACCUCCAUCUUCGACUCCCAGCGUGCCCCUAGAUUCCCCGAACAGGUGACCUACAUCUUCGAGGGCAACCAGUUCGUUCACCGCCUGGGCAUGGCCUUCCAGCCGAAGUGGCUCUUCGACAUCCUGGACAUGAAGACGAUGACGUUCAAGUCUCUCCUCUUCUGA
Molecule: messenger RNA, 330 nt
Organism: Orussus abietinus
Lineage: Eukaryota; Metazoa; Arthropoda; Insecta; Hymenoptera; Orussidae
Product: A-kinase anchor protein 14-like
Exons: 2
Coding region: 19-330 (103 amino acids)
Cellular component (GO): cAMP-dependent protein kinase complex
Molecular function (GO): protein kinase A regulatory subunit binding
Source: RefSeq, a predicted model, not a curated record